Molecule: messenger RNA, 1958 nt
Organism: [Torrubiella] hemipterigena
Lineage: Eukaryota; Fungi; Ascomycota; Sordariomycetes; Hypocreales; Clavicipitaceae
Source: the annotation of a GenBank genome assembly
CCCCCAUUUUCGGCUCCGUUUUUACACUUUCUCUCCACCAUAGUCGCCCGACAACCGCGACGAAGCGCUAUUCCAGAUCGCGGAAUCCAUCUCGAUUCAUCGCAUUGUCGCGUUUGGUUAUCGAUUCCAGCAAUUAUACUAGCGCUACAAGAUUAUCGCGAGGAUUGUUUCUGAUCUUAUCGCGACCUCUGCGCCUGUCGAUUAGCCUGUUCUGCGACCACUGGACAUCAUCAUGGGUCUUCCUUUGUUCGGCGUAAAGACCGAGACGGAGCAGUCUCGCAAAUUCCCUGCCAAAACCUCGUCAACGUUAAACUCAGGCAUCCGAAGAGCCUACCGAGACGACUCACAGGAAAGACGCCAUUCCCUUCGACGCGCUGCCUCCCGACUCUAUGGCGCUGGAGCCCGCGAAGGACAUCCGACGAUACCAGAUACGCCAACACGAUGGCUAGAACAGGCUGCUGCAGGGCUGUCUAAUUCUACUGGAUCAUCGCGUCGGCCGAUGCGCGAAGCGUUGCGCGAGUUUGGAAGAUACGAAACCGGCCGCGGAGAGAGUACUCGCCGACCCAACAUCCCCGAUCAACUGGGUGAGAUUUUCGGGCCGCCCACAUGGCCUGAAGCCACGCACUCUCGGCAGACGCCACACGAUGAUAGCUAUGAAACAGAUUUGGGUUGGUGGUCUAUCGAGUCUGGAAAUGCAGCGCGCAAUGCGCGAAUGCUAUCGUCCAACUUUUCCCCGCAGCCACGAAUUGCAGACGCUGUGAGCCAAAGACGAAGCCGACCCGGCGCACCCACGUCAGACGUAGAAGCUGCACGCCUCAGAGCAAUUGCUGAUGUUGGUGCAUCACAACGCCGUACUGGUGCCUCGUCAGCGUCCCGUUCUAGAGAGUCUCGCACACGUGGUUUUGAUGGCCUCGGCGACAGAGAACGUAGUCUCAGCCCAGAAGGCUGGGAUACACUGCUGUCCACUCUCACACCAGACCCUCAAGCUCCUAGCGCCAAUUCCUCGUUUGCUUCCGGAGCACAGACACAAGGCGCGAGCCAAGGCAACGGAGCCGUCUCGGAACCCGCUGCCGGUGCGGCUGGGCUCAGAGGAGACUCGUUGCUUGAUGGACCCUGCGACUAUGAGAAUUCCGAUGGAGAGAGAAUUGAGUACGAGCAUCCAGACUACGCAAGAAUCCGUCGUCGCCGUGAGGAACGACGACUAAACCGCUCGCGUGUGCCCGACUUCAAUCUAGAUGGGCCUGGCGAUCGGGACAUUGGCUUCGGUCUCCGCGUCUUAGGAGGCGUUGACAAUCGACGGGGCACCGUCAAUGCUAGGCUUACUGGUCGGUCACGCCAGGAUACCGACGAGAUCCCCGGACCGCAAGUCACCAACAACAGUAGCUCUGACGACGCCAGCACGUUACGAAACGGUUGGGUUGGUCGCUUCUUGAUUGGUGUUGCGGAGGAACGUGAACCCGAGCCAUCGUCGGUGCCUCAACCAGAGGGCAACGAGGCCCCUAGCUCUAAUGCGCGGUCUGACGAGGAUUGGGUCGGCAUGCAACGAAUCGUCCGCCGUCUUGCUCACCGUCAGGACAUUCCUGAUGAGUGGUGGGCAGAGGUCGGAUUAAGCCGCAACGUCGUGAACUACGAGCCCUCUCAAGCCAGCUAGCCAUGACGCCUCGAAGCAAGAUGUCAUUUCUCAGGUGUUUCUUCUCUUUUUUUGGAUCCUUUCGGCCCCGGAGGUCUUUUGGUAGCGAUGUGCCAUUUGCUAUGAUUCGGCGUAUUUGUAGCAUAUAUGUGGUUUUUUUUAUGAUUUGGGUGCAUUGGAAUUUCAGCACAAUCGGCGUUUGAGCGGCUGGUUUGUCAUUGUCCAUUUUUUUUUGGUUUCUGAAUUAUAUGUUUCAAAAAGUCUUACACUUUACGAAUAAUUAACAACAGCCCAUGAUGGCUGGCCCUUUUUAUCGUUUUCUCCAACU